This is a messenger RNA of Ostrinia nubilalis (European corn borer), 5610 nucleotides long. RefSeq lists its product as uncharacterized. Bases 1 to 5610 code for a protein of 1869 amino acids. NCBI's taxonomy places the organism in Eukaryota, Metazoa, Arthropoda, Insecta, Lepidoptera, Crambidae. The record is from RefSeq and is a predicted model, not a curated record. Gene Ontology annotation, molecular function: protein binding. The transcript is spliced from 29 exons.
AUGGAUGUAAUAAUAUCGGUAAUAGAAGAUUCCGCGGGCUGGCCGCAGAACUACAACGCCGACAAAAUGGCGUCAGUGAGCCGUGGAGGCUCGCUGCCCAGACCGCCCUCUAUUAUACCCUGUCCUGCGCACACACCGAUCCCCCCGCCUCCCCCGCCACCACCUCUGACCAUGGCACCUCACAGAACAAAACACGUAUCGUUUGCUCGUUCACACACAUUGACCACGUUCGACGACUCUGUGAUGCCCGCCGCGGUCGGAGGCAACCGCUUUCGGAGAGACUGCGAAAGACUGCUCGAUGGAAGAACUUUAAAGUCUGAAGCAAAACAACCCUACAACACACUGCCAGUAAUGUUCCAACCGUACAGUCCGUAUCCUCAAUACAUGCCGCAAGCGGCUCCCGCGCCCAUCCACUACUCGUCGCAAAUGACGCAGAUGUCUCAAAUGCAGCCGCAAAUGCCACAAAUGCCACAACAAGCAGCCACUCUUCCGAGGUCUUCUGCUGAACAACCUAAAGUUGUUGUGCUUGAUAAAAAAGGAGUUAUGAGGACUCAAGCAACACAAACAGAAGUUUGUUUAGGAAGAAAACCUUUGCCUCCAAAUUAUUUGUCGUUAAGUCCUAGAACUAUAAAAAGGGUUAAAAUGGUAGCAGCAGGUGUUCAAACUAAUGGAUAUACAGUAGGAGCUAGAAGAUUAACCAAAUCAUUCUCUGAAGUAGGUGGAGAUAGAUUAGCUGGUCGCGACACAACUAGUGAAAUCAGUGCUACAGUAGAAAGUUUCAUUGCCAAUGAUCACGAUAAACUACAUAGAACGCAGUCAGAAGAACCACCCAGAUCCCCUCGAUCCCCAACGUCCAUGAUGCCUCCCUCACCGCUAAUGCAAAGAAUGGAUUCUGACGAAGUCACUUCAUCAUCAGUAAAAUCCGUCGCCUCAUCAAAUUUAGAUAAAUCAUCCGAACUAAGCGCAUUACAAAGACAGGCCCAAGAAUAUUUCCAACAAAACUUCCAAUUCAUUCACGAGAGCGACAGAGAUGACACCAUCGAUGACGACAUAGAAACAAUAGAGAAAAGCAUGGCGUUAAAUAGAAGAAAUCUGGAAUACCUUCAACAAGAAAUAGCGAAGCAAGCUAAGACUCAAGACAGGUCGCUCAGGUCAAUUUUAUCAAAAAGUACUAGUGACGCUUCUCAAAAAACUAUCAAUUCUCAUCCGCUAUCAAAAACAUCUACAUUCCAAUCGGAGCCUUCAACAGAAACUUCAGCUACAACCACAGACGACAGUGAAAAGAAUGAAAGGGAGAUUAUAAUAGACUUUGAACCUAGGCCUGAUGAUGAAGCGAUACCAUUUACAACAUUACGCAGAAAAAACAAAAGACCACUGCAAAAGACUCUUUCAGAGGGAGAAAUACUAUUAGACGUAAGGAAAAGCGAAAUAAACACAAGCGAUGCAAAAGACGCUCCUAUCGUCAUGUCAACUAGUCAAGAAAACAUGGUGAGAGAAGACCGAGAAAGAGAAGCAAUUUACAGACAAUACAUUGAUCAAAAUUAUACGCAAACGCCUAUCAAAGACGAAGGAAUAUUUGGAUUCGAGCCCGAUGGAUCUUUUAGUUCUUCAGACGGAAAUGGGCCAUAUGAAGAUUUCCAUGAAAAAUAUAUUAGUUACAAGCAUGAACCGUUUAGAAAUCGAAGCGUUAGCUUUGAGGAACCAACAGAAAUUAUUAAUAAAAGAGCUGAAGUUCCUGAACUCAGUACUGCAAAAUCAAGUCCUGGAUCGCCAGAACCAGCAAGCUUAGAUGUUGAAGUGGACCACAAAAUAAAAAGAGCUAUUAUUUCGAGUACUGUUACGACUAUUCUUACUCCUUUGGAAAAAUCAUCGCCGUGUGCAUCAAACGAGUCAUUGACUGUAGAUCAUAGCAGGGAUCAUUCCGAUGGGUUGUGGAACGAAUCGCAAACCACAGUUUUACAAGUGGAUUCUGGGACUGAAAAUGGAACCGUGAUAAGCUCAUCAGAUCUCAGCUCUUUAGCAGCAUCACCAGGAGCACUGGCUUUACUGACGCCUACAUCAAGAAGAAAACAACUUCUGUUAUUGCAACAUCAGCAGCGAUCAUCUUUGGAUACGGAUGCUUUGGAUGAAGAAUUCGAUGCUUCACAAAGCCAAUCACCUACUUCACCAAGAAAUAAACUGGACACUUCAAGUUCUAGUUCAGCACAAGCUCGAUCGUCCCUCUCACCACCUGCUGUUGUUCCAAAUAUUACAUUACCUAUAACAAAACAACCGACAAUAUCAAAAAAUAUAUCUCCCAUGGGGCCUCAAAAAAUCAACCAUACACCAGCAAUUGCUAUCACUCAUCCAAGCCUAGAUUUAGCAGAUGUGCCAUUCAAACGAACUCCUAGUUUUAUCAAUAAGAAAAGAGAAAGAGCUUUGAGCCCAUCAAGAAGAAAAGAUUUGCAAAAAAGAGCACAGCAAAAAGAACCAAACGGAACUCUUCCUAACCAAAUUGUAGAAUCUCCUUCUGAACAACCACUCGCUAAAGCUGCUAGCAGUGAAACUAGUUUAGCACGCACAGAUUCUGGCAAAAUAAAUACCACUGAUGUUUCCGAAAGCACAACGACCACCGAAGAUUAUGUAACGGCUAAUUCAGACAGUUCAAAGAAAAGUAAUUGCAAAAACCCGAAUCAGAAUCCCGAAAACAAUAAAGCACAAGAAGGAUCUUCGUUUGAAAGUGCAUCGAGUCUUUAUUCUUCCACUCGCACAGAAAACAUUGCUGAAGAUCUAGUAGUACCAAGUUUUUCUCCUCCAUUACAAAUCAGUGACGACUUCAUAGUCCCCGAUUUAGUAUCACCUCCUUUACCGUUACCAGAAAGAUUACCAAGAGCAGCGGUAGAGAAAAUUGAAGUAAAAGCAGAAAUCAAUCCAACACUCGAGUCAAUAAGGAGAGAUAAGACUGAAUUUAUAAAAAUAAAAGACGAUGUUCCCAAAGUUUCUAAGAUUUCAAUGAGAGAUAUGGUAAGUGGUAAAAGUAGUUCUAGCGGAAGUUACAGUAUAGGUGGUUCAAAUCCUAACAUGACAGAAGAAGACAUCGAUAAGACUCCCACUGAAAAAACCAAACAGAUUUCUGAAAAGAUUGAACCGAUAACCAAAGCUGAUAAAGUUACGAGUCCAAUGGUCGAAAAAGAACAACUGGUUCCCAAAAUGAUGGGCUCAUUAUCUGACGAUGAGAGAAGUGUUCAUUAUUCAUCAUCAGGGUAUUAUGAAAGUCCAGUAGAGGAUGACGAUGAUGGAGGUUUGACAUACAAGCAUUCACAAAAAUAUAGAUCAGCGAGACCAAAAACCUGGUUAUCAGAUGAGAAAAGAAGAAAAAAGAAAGCGUUCACGUUAGAGUUUUCAAAGUCUUAUGAUGAUUCAGUGUCUACAUCACAAGAUGAUUGGGGUAAGAAAGUAAAAGACCCAGAUAGUAUUAGCCAAAAAUCAGAACGUAGUAGUAUAUUCAAGCCUACAUGUAGUAAAUCUCCUCUAGAAGAGAAAGCGCCAGAAGUAAGAAAAAAGAAAACGCACUUUGAAAAAACCAAAAGUGUUCAAUCGUCCCCAAGAGAGCCAAAAGACAUCGAAAGAUCACUAAAAGAAAAGCCUGUAAAAGAAAAAGAUCCGGAACCAAAGAGACCUCAAGAAAGAGAACGAUACGUGAAAAGGACAAAAUUGAAAGCGAAAAGCCCAACACAAAGUAAAGCUAGUGAUGGAAACCAUGGUUAUGGUAGGCCCCAUUACGACAGGCGGGAAGCUAUGGGUUCAAAUAUGAAAUUACAUCUAAAUAUUCCCACUUCCGAUGAUUCAAGUGAGCAAUAUCGAAAAGAAGGUACAGGCAACGGAAAUAUCUCUCCAAGAAAACACAGGCGGUUGCGAGAUAGUCCACGAAGAAAAACGGGUGCUAAUUCUAACUCAAUAAAGUCUCCUACUUCUGGUAACAACCAUUCAGGAUACAGUUGCAGGCCACGGAGAAAGAGUGGUUCAAAUGAAAGCAUAUCACUACCUGGCAGCUUGCCUCGCAGAAAACAAUCAAUACCUACAGUUCCUUGUCUUAGUUCCUUAGAAGCGGAAGACAUUGAAACCACCAGAACACUCGUUAGUGCCGGAUCAAGAUUAACUCCUUUGCGAUACGUGAAGAGUCCAACAACAUCUCCGAGACAUCAUCGUAAGCAAGAUAGAGAUUGUAAAUUCGCAAAAGCAGCAUCAGCAGAAUCCUUAAGAUCAGUUUCACCAGGUUCUGACUCCGUAUUUUAUUCUGAACAAACAGAACACAGCCUAACAGGAGUCGACGGCGAGGCCAAAGCACAUUGCUUACAUUGUGGCAAAGAGGUUCAUAUAGUUACAGCUUCACACGAACAGGACAGAGCUUCAAGGACUUCCCAUACAGAUGAAUCCUAUGCCGAUGCACAGCCUGAUAUUGUCCCAGCACCGGCAGGAUUUGCAGAUUCCCCUUCUUGUAUCAGUUCAAAAAAGCAUGCGACUGGAGCUCGCUUAUAUAAAAAGCUGGAUAAAAGAUAUCGUUCUGAAGACAAAUCUAGACACUAUCGACAUAGGUCUGAUGUGCGAGCGAAGUCCGAAGAACGUGGCAAGGAGGAAUAUGCCUCUACAGAAAAACCUCAAGACACUCGUAUUGCUCGGUCUGCUGGCAAUAGCUUGGAUAAACUAGCCGGUUCGAGUGCCAGCGUCGAUCCUGAUGAACAUGAAGAGUGCUCGGGCAGUUCUGAAGGUGCUGAAGGUGGCCGGGAAGAGAGAGGAGUAUACGCUGCUCCAUGGUGGUGUGGAAACUGGAUACUGCUCUCAGAGAAUGACGAUCACUGGACCAGGAUUCCACCAGAUGUCUUGGAACGAAUCGAAAGCAGCAAAGAAGAUCCUACAGAGUCAGAAACUGAAUUUAACAAAAGAUAUGUAGCUCUAACACAUAGACUUGUACAUAGACGCGCUUGCAUUGAGUUGAAUAGACGGCAAGCAAAUAAUACAUUUGAAAGCGACAAAACAGUGGUAGUGAGACGAGGUAACGAGGAGUUCGGAUUUAGGAUCCACGGCAGCAAGCCCGUAGUGGUCUCGGCUAUCGAGCCCGACACGCCGGCGGAGACCUCGGGCCUUGAGGUCGGGGAUAUAGUUAUAGCUGUUAAUGGGAUCAAUGUUUUAGAUAAGACACAUUCGGAAGUAGUUAAAAUAGCACACUCCGGUUCGGAAAUAUUGGAAUUAGAUGUGGCAAGAACAUGCGAAGUGGUAGCAUCCCUAGCCCACGAAGGUGGUCCGGCUGCCUUAUAUUCGGGAUACUUGUGGAGGGCGGCGCCUCUGAGGCCCCACCAUCCUCCAAGAUGGACGCGGAGGUGGUUCGUCCUGAAGAGGGACAACUGCUUGUACUAUUACAAAACCGAUAGCAGCAUUCACCCAGUGGGUGCGCUGAUGCUAGUGAACUACCAACUGACUGAAGAGGACGCUGGUAGACCGCACGGCUUCAGGCUGCAGCGCGGUGGCGGUACACGACUGCAGUUGGCGGCGGACACUUCGGAAGCGGCCGCUAGGUGGCGCGCGGUGCUGGCUCAUGCUAUUGAUGCUAGCAAUCAGGUAGAACAUGAUUGA